AUGGCGGGGCAGUUGCUGCGGGCGGCGACGGGAAGGAGGAGGGGGUGGUGGGAGGCGCCGCUGUUUGCGGCGGAGCAGCGAGCGACGCUGGUGAACGUGAAGCUUAAGUUGGUCAAAGACCGGGCGCUCGACGGGGCCGUGUCGCGGGAGCGCCACCUCCGCUCCGCCCACCACCUGCUCGACCUCGUGUCCACGCGGCCCGGCCACCGCAUCUCCUGCCCCGAGCUCCUCGCCGAAAAGUCUGUGCACAAGCUGUUCGGCUCCGCGGAGGCCGCGCUCGCGUUCCUCCGCAGGUACUGCACCUUGUUCGCGCUCUCUCGCCGCGGCGGCCGCGGUGUGUCCCUCACUGACGCGGCGCUCGACCUCCGGCAACGGGAGCUGGACUGCCUGAACGCCUCGGAACCCGACCUGCUCGCCCGCCUCCGCCGCCUCCUUAUGCUCACCCUGCCGCGCUCCCUCCCGCUCCACACCGUCGACCUUCUCCGCUGGGACCUCGGCCUGCCCCGCGACUACCGCGCCUCAGUCCUCCGCCGCCAUCCCGACCACUUCACCCUCGCGCAGCCCGAGGGCGACGAGCGCGUCUGGCUCCGCCUCCUCUCCUGGGACGACCGCCUGGCCGUCUCCGAGCUCGAGAAGGGUGCGGCCGGUGGCGACACCACUUGCCUCCCAUUUCCGGUGAGCUUCACGAGGGGUUUUGGCCUCAGGAGCAAGUGUAUGGACUGGCUGAGGGAGUGGCAGGCGCUGCCGUACACUAAUCCGUACGCCGACGCCUCGGGCCUUGACCGCCGCACUGAUGUGUCAGAGAAGCGCAACGUCGGAGUGUUCCACGAGCUGCUGCACCUCACACUGGCAAAGAGGACGGAGCGCCACAAUGUGAGCAACAUGAGGAAGCUGCUUGGCAUGCCACAGAAGUUUACCAAGGUUUUUGAGCGCCACCCGGGCAUUUUCUACCUCUCAAGGGUACUUGGUACACAGACAGUUGUGCUCAGGGAAGCUUAUGGUGGCGGAAGUCAGCUGCUUGAGAAGCAUGCGCAUCCACUUGUUGCUAUCAGAGAGGAGUAUGCCACCAUGAUGAGGGCUGCAUUGCCACCAAGAAGAAGAGAAAGCCGUAACUCUUGUAUUGAGUUGGAUGAUGAAAGUGAGGAAGGCGAAGAAAUUGAACUCUCUGAGUGAAUGUGUUAUAUGUACACUUCAUUGAUUCUUAGUUCACUGAAUCUAGUGAACUCAGAAAUGGAUGCUCUGCAACUGCAAUGUUCAAGAGGUUGUCACUAAAGUGUAUCAGAAUGAUUAUUUGGAAGUUCUUCCGAGUUCACAGUACAUCACCAACAGAUGGUUGUUUCACAGUCUAGGGAAAUUAUCUGCUGUUGAGUCUUGGCAGUUUCAGAAAUCACUACUUGUAAAAUAUGGUGAAAAAAUAUAAGGCACUAUUUCUGUUAUGUUGUUUCACACCAUAAUACAUCCCUUUAGUAGCUUAGCCAAAGGGAAAUGUAAUUGUUUGCACCUAAACUUGGUGCUUUUCUGUAAAUAAAAUGCUACUCCGAAGGUUCUAUA
Molecule: messenger RNA, 1551 nt
Organism: Lolium rigidum
Lineage: Eukaryota; Viridiplantae; Streptophyta; Magnoliopsida; Poales; Poaceae
Product: protein WHAT'S THIS FACTOR 9, mitochondrial-like
Exons: 2
Coding region: 1-1173 (390 amino acids)
Molecular function (GO): RNA binding
Source: RefSeq, a predicted model, not a curated record